Molecule: messenger RNA, 237 nt
Organism: Leptosia nina
Lineage: Eukaryota; Metazoa; Arthropoda; Insecta; Lepidoptera; Pieridae
Source: the annotation of a GenBank genome assembly
AUGCAAAUAUAUACGUUGAGCAAAAGUGUUGAGAAGGCUAUACGCGCACUUGAUGGAAACUGGUGCAAGCAAAGUGGUGCAAACCGCAGAACCAGUCCUGCGGCAGGAAGCGGCCUCGGCGUCGACCGUGCCCCCCUCCCCCCCUCCGCCCGCUAUCUGCGCGCUCUCAACCACUUGUUCCAGACAAAGCGUGUCCUUCGAGUCACUGUAGUGACGCAUACAAGUGCAUUGCACUAA